AAAUAAAUACAUUAAUAAAUUUACUAUAUAAGUUAGGUAUAUAGUUAAUAAUGCAUUUUUAAUAGUCAAUAGUUAUUAGUUAUUAAUUUGUUAUAAAUAUUAAAUUUCAAUAUUUAUUGUUAAAUUUUAUUAUUUGUAUAGUACUUAAAUAAUUUUUUCUUAAAUAGUUUUUAAUAAAUAUAUUUUUCCAUGUAAGCUUAGAAAAUGUAUACUUGUGUUCUUUUUUAGUUUUAAUGUAAUGUAGUGUAUUAAGUUACUGAAUUUUAGUUCCCUUUACUCAUAAUUUCAAUUUAACAUGGCUACUUGUCUAUUGUUUUUAUUUUUUGGUAUGUAUUUUUUAAAUUUUGCAUUCACUCAAGAUCCUUCUGGUUACAUAGCCUACUGCCCAUGCAUGGGUCGUUUUGGAAAUCAAGCUGAUCACUUCCUGGGUGCCAUUGGAUUUGCUAAAGCUUUAAAUCGCACUCUCUUAUUACCUCAUUGGAUUGAAUACCGUUAUGGCCAGCAGAAGUCUGUACAAAUUUCAUUUGAUACAUACUUCAAAGUAGAUCCACUUUUAGAAUAUCACAGAGUUCAAUUAAUGAAUGACUUUAUGACUAAAUAUUCAAAUGAUGUAUGGCCUCCAGCAAGUCGAACAUCAUUUUGUUAUAUGCAAAGAGGCGAAUUAGAAGGAUGUAAUGCCAAAGCAGGGAACCCUUUUGAAUCAUUUUGGGAUACAUAUGGCAUUGAUUUUUCAUCUUCUGAAUUUUAUGCCCCUUUAAACUAUGAUGUAUACCAUCACGAUAUGACAUCCAAAUGGCACGAGAAGUAUCCAUCAUCUGAAUGGCCAGUGUUGGCAUUUGUUGGUGCUCCAGCUAGUUUUCCAAUACAAAAAGAAAAUGUAAAGAUUCAUAAGUACUUAAAAUGGAACGAUGGAAUUGAUAACUUGGUAAACUCUUUUAUAAAUAAUAGAAUAAAGCCUGGAAAAUUUAUCGGUAUUCACUUGCGUAAUGGUAUUGAUUGGGUCAGGGCUUGUGAACAUAUCUCUAAGAACUCUUUAUUGUUCUCAGCUCCACAAUGCUUAGGCUAUAGAAAUGAAUAUGGAAAAGCUACAGAGGAAUUAUGCUACCCAACUUUUGAAACAGUUGUGAAACAACUUAAAAGACUUAUUCGAAAAUAUGGCAAAGACAUAAGUACAGUUUUUGUAGCUUCUGAUAAUAACCAUCUAAUUCCUGAACUAUCACAUGCAUUAUCAAGUUUUAAUUUGAAGACUGUAAAAUAUGAUAAAGAUAAUCCACAUGUAGAUCUUGCAAUACUAGGCAAGGCAAAUUAUUUUAUUGGCAAUUGUAUAUCUUCAUUCAGUGCUUUUGUUAAACGCGAGAGAGAUUCAAAUGGUUUACCUAGUGAAUUUUGGGCAUUUCCUGUUUAUCAAAAAAAUAAUCAAAAGGAUGAAUUGUGAGUAAAAAGGACUUAUUUAUAAAAUAACUUAUGAUUUUAAAACAUUCUUAAAAAAUAUAUUUUUGUAUUUUAUGAAGUAUGAAAUAAUAAGAGAUUUUAUUGUUUACGCUAUUUUAAAUAAUUAGAAUCUAGAAUAAUGCAUACUAUUAUAAAAUCUAAAAUGUUUUUUAUAAAUUAUUCAUAACUUGGUUUGUUAUAACAGUUAAUAGUUAGAAAUUAUGUAUACCAGUAAUAAGCUAAUGAAAUAUGUUAUUCAUUCAUCUUUGAAUACAUUAUACAACUUCUUAUGCCUACUCAUAUUUGUCUUGCUUAUAGAAUUUGUAUUAUUAUUACUAUAUUAUGUAUAUA
Aphis gossypii (cotton aphid) is the source of this 1782-nucleotide messenger RNA. RefSeq names its product GDP-fucose protein O-fucosyltransferase 1. The record is from RefSeq and is a predicted model, not a curated record. Lineage: Eukaryota; Metazoa; Arthropoda; Insecta; Hemiptera; Aphididae. Gene Ontology annotation, biological process: protein O-linked glycosylation via fucose; Notch signaling pathway. The transcript has a single exon. Gene Ontology annotation, molecular function: peptide-O-fucosyltransferase activity. The coding region runs from base 296 to 1435 and encodes 379 amino acids.